This is a messenger RNA of Mercurialis annua (annual mercury), 1307 nucleotides long. Its product is annotated as F-box protein SKIP28. Gene Ontology annotation, cellular component: cytoplasm. Bases 88 to 1167 code for a protein of 359 amino acids. Gene Ontology annotation, molecular function: protein binding. The transcript has 2 exons. NCBI's taxonomy places the organism in Eukaryota, Viridiplantae, Streptophyta, Magnoliopsida, Malpighiales, Euphorbiaceae. The record is from RefSeq and is a predicted model, not a curated record.
UAUUUUUGCGUUGCAAAUAAAGAAUAUAUGUGAAUCCUUUGACUAUUAUCCUCAAAAAGCGACUCUCAAUUCGUAAAAGAGUGGCUCAUGUUACUCCACACAAGUACACAACCAUCCAACAACACUCUCAAAUCAAAUAUAUCUUCAUUUUUCAUACACUUAACACAAUUUUCAAAAUCUACAAAUCAUACCUUUUACUCACUAAUCCGAAUUGCAGAUCUAAUGGAAGAUGAAUCCGUUACUGAAUCGAUGCAAGCUGAGGCGGAACAGCCCCACGAUGCUUUAUUUCUGGUCUUAGCUUACCUUCCUGUACUAGAGCUUCUUAACAUGACUCAAACUUGUGUAUCAUUGAGGGAUGCAGUGAACAAAGAUGUAUUGCCAUGGCUCAAUAUCAUAAUUGAGAGGCCGUUAAGCUCGCGAUUGUCCGAUGAGAUUCUGAUGAAAAUUACUUCCAAGGCGGACGGGAAAUUGAGAAGUUUGAUUAUCAGGAAUUGUGUGAAGAUAACGGAUUAUGGACUUCAAAGAGUUGUAGAGGAAAAUCCUUAUAUCAAUAAGCUCCAUCUACCGGGUUGCACCAGCUUAACACCAGAAGGAAUCAUUAUAGCUGUGAAGACACUAUCUCAACAACCAAACAGCUUGAAAAGCUUGCAGAUAAAUGGCAUCUACAACUUAAAUAAACAACACCUUCAAACUCUUUCCUCCUGUCUUCGUACGGACCCUGCGCAAAAGAAGCCGCAUCCUAUUCUCUAUCAUCAUUACAGAAUUAAUCCAUCAUCAACCUGCAUGGAAAAAGAUCGAAUAAUCGACGUAGAUGUCUGUGUGAAGUGCGAUGAGGUUCAAAUGGUGUUCGACUGCUCAAGGGGAAUAUGCAGGCAAAAGAGGGACCGUGGUUCUGCAGGCUGCAGAGGGUGUAACUUCUGCAUUACAAGAUGUGAAGAAUGUGGAGGAUGCGUCGUUGCUGAAGAACAAGAGGACACAGCAUGUGCAGACGUACUGUGUUCGGAUUGUUGGAUUCAUCUGCCGAAGUGUAAUCAUUGCAACAAGCCGUAUUGCAAGAGACAUGCAAAUCAGCUGUUCAGUUCUUCGGGCUGUAUCGGGUUUGUCUGCGAAGCAUGUCAUGUCAUUGCAAUUGGAGAUUCAAUUUGGGGCGAUAAUGCUGUUGAAUAAUCUUCUGUAUUCCUUGCAAAAUGUUGAAAAAUUGAGCAAGGCUUUUCCUAUGUAAUAUGAAAAUGAAAAUGCUGAAACAACAAAAUCUGGAAAUAAAAAAUGCCGAAAUAACAUUUUUUUCCAAGAACAUGUUAUACAUA